Molecule: messenger RNA, 4773 nt
Organism: Penicillium nucicola
Lineage: Eukaryota; Fungi; Ascomycota; Eurotiomycetes; Eurotiales; Aspergillaceae
Product: ubiquitin-binding serine/threonine protein kinase VPS15
Exons: 4
Coding region: 1-4773 (1590 amino acids)
Biological process (GO): macroautophagy; late endosome to vacuole transport; protein targeting to vacuole
Cellular component (GO): phosphatidylinositol 3-kinase complex, class III, type II; phosphatidylinositol 3-kinase complex, class III, type I; nucleus-vacuole junction
Molecular function (GO): protein binding; ATP binding; protein serine/threonine kinase activity
Source: RefSeq, a predicted model, not a curated record
AUGGGUCAAGGCUAUUCCCUCACAACCCUGUCGGCGGGGUCGGCGGGGAUCGAUGUACCGGAGCUGUCCGACUUGGUGUAUGAGAAGUCCAUGGGUGGGGGCAGAUUCAUGAAGAGCAUUCGAGCGCGACAACCAAAUGGCUUGGUGUUUAUCAAGGUCAUAAUGAAACCGUUCCCCACGAUGGAACUGGAACCAUACAUUAAAGCCAUCACCAGGGAACGAAAACUACUAUUGGAUGUUCCAAAUGCGUUGAGCUAUCAAAGGAUUCUUGAGACCAGUACGAGUGGAUACCUUGUGCGUCAGUAUAUCCACAGCUCUCUGUAUGAUCGAAUGAGCACACGUCCAUUCUUGGAGCACAUCGAGAAGAAGUGGAUUGCAUUUCAGUUGUUAUGUGCUUUGCGAGACUGCCAUUCCUUGGACAUUUACCAUGGCGACAUCAAGACAGAAAACGUUCUAGUAACAGCGUGGAAUUGGUUGUACCUUUCCGACUUCUCAUCAUCAUUCAAACCAACAUUCUUACCGGAAGAUAAUCCAGCUGAUUUUUCUUUCUUCUUCGACAUUUCUGGAAGAAGAACGUGCUACUUGGCUCCGGAGCGAUUCUGCGUCGCCGGAGAAGAGCCUAGCGAUGGCGGUAUCAAUUGGGCCAUGGACAUUUUCAGUGCCGGGUGUGUCAUUGCCGAACUAUUCCUUGAGUCACCCAUAUUCAAUCUGAGCCAAAUGUACAAGUACCGCAAAGGAGAAUACAGCCCAGAGCACAGCCAGCUGGCAAAAAUCGAAGACCCGGACAUUCGAGAAUUGAUUUUACAUAUGAUCCAACUUGAACCUGAGUCUCGGUAUUCUGCUGAUGAAUAUCUCAAGUUUUGGAAGGGAAAGGCCUUCCCGGAAUACUUUUACAGUUUCCUUCACCAGUACAUGUCUCUAAUGACGGAUCCUUCAUCUGGGCGAACGGACGUGGGCACAGAAUCAACCAACAGAGGCGAGGCAGAUGAACGAAUUGAGCGAGUCUACUUGGAUUUUGACAAAAUCUCGUACUUCCUCGGCUCAAAUUCCCGUCCCGUUCCCAGGCUGACAGGAAACACUUUGCCUGUGAAGCUUGAACUUCCCAAUGGUGAAAUUAAAGUAUCAUCGCGGCCUUCACAAACCGACGAGGGUGUUCUGAUUUUUCUCACUCUUGUAGUUUCCAACUUGCGAAACACCUCCAAGGCGUCUGCUCGAGCCCAAGCUUGUGACAUUCUUUUGGCGUUUGCAGAAAGAUUGUCCGAUGAAGCCAAAUUAGACCGAGUCCUUCCGCACGUCAUGAUUAUCCUCACUGAUAGGACCGACACUGUCAGAGUUGCAGCGAUCCGUACCUUAACAAAACUACUGGAAAUGGUCCAAGUAGUUUCUCCGGUCAAUGCCUACUUGUUCUCCGAAUACAUUUUCCCAAGGCUUCAGCCAUUCGUUGCAACAUCUCCUACAAAUCCAAGCCCCGUGGUCCGAGCCGCAUAUGCCUCGUGCAUUGCAUCUCUGGCUCAGUCCUCUUUGCGGUUCCUAGAUAUGAUCCAGGCAUUGCGUUCAGAUACGCGUCUAGCUGCGUUAAUACCGGUCGGCUUUGAGCCGCGAUGGACUGAAGAUGCGACAUACCACAAUCUCUAUGACGUGGCUCGCAUUGAUCUCUUAGAAUACUUUGAAGUUCAUACAAAGGCGCUAUUGACAGAUACGGAUGCAUCGGUUCGUCGGGCCUUCUUGGGCUCGGUUUCAAGCUUAUGUGUGUUUUUCGGAAAUCUCAAAGCGAACGAGGUCGUUCUCAGCCACUUGAAUACGUACCUGAACGAUCCGGACUGGAUCUUGAAAUGCGCCUUUUUCAAAGCCGUGGUUGGUGUCGCGGCUUACGUGGGAACGAUCAACCUUGAGCUAUACAUUCUACCACUCAUGGUUCAAUCCCUGACUGAACCGGAAGAAUUUGUCGUGGAAAGGGUGAUACGUUCAUUAGCGGCGAUGGCUGGUCUAGGCUUGUUCCAGCGCUCAACAACAUGGGACCUGCUUCACACCACUGUUGGAUUUCUGAUACACCCAGAUACAUGGAUCCGAGAGGCAACUGUGAACCUAGUGGUAAACUCGGCCAAGUUCUUGUCAAUAGCGGACAUUCAUUCUAUAUUGGCACCACUCCUCCGACCUUUUCUCAAGAUCAAGAUCAUCGACUUUUCAGAGGCCAAAAUCCUUGGUGCACUAAAGCGACCAAUGCCGCGCAGCGUUUACGAGAUGGCGUUCUUCUGGGCCCUCAAAUCUGAUAAAGGUGUAUUCUGGAAAUCGACAGGGAGGGAUGGUAUGCUGGGCCUAUCUGAGCCUGGAGCUUUCAGUUCUCGUGUUGGGCAACGAAAUCCGUCGUAUACAAUGUCUGCACAAUCAAGGAAUGAAGAAGACGAACAAUGGCUGACCCGAUUGAGAAACAUUGGAAUGGGUUCUGAAGAUGAAUUCAAGUUAGUCGCUCUCAAGGAUUACAUCUGGAGGGUCUCUUUACGGCACUCGAGAGAAGCCGAUCCCCAGUCAAGUCUACCUAUAAAUGAGAUUGUCACUUUGACUCAACAAAAUGUCAAGCUUCAAACGGUAUUUUUUGACAAGGAAAUCCCUGACUCGCCCCGACGAGCGUCGCUGGACAGAAAUGAUGGCCAUGCCGACGAUACGAGGCCGAGAACCAUUGCAGAUGCCCUCCUUGAUGCCUCUACGACUAUUGAGCGAGCACCCAGUACCCAGCGUAAGCACUUGCGUUCCAAAAGCCAAGUCCAUAAAGAGACACGACGACCCUCGGGCAUUCCUAUUCUGGAUGGGCAUGAUUCUUCUUCGCUAUCAUCAUCUCCGUUGGCAUCAUCGCCAGCCGCCGGCACAGCAUCUCGUCCGUUAUCUCCUCCAGGCUCUGAUGUCGAUCGCAGACAUUCCACCCAUCGUCAAAGCCCUGAUGCAGACGACUCAUCAACACCCACUAGAACUAAUACUCCGGAUUUGAGGAGCUUGUCUGAUCGGGUUAGCAAAAAGUCUAGUGCAAUCAACCUGCUGAAUCGCAAGGAUACCACCAAAGCAUACGCGGAAACUGGCACAAGCUCUGCGAAUGCCUUCGGUAAGGUAGAUGCACCAAUUCAUCGUGGGGGAACCCCCCAGCCAGCGACAUCUCUACUCUCAGAUGAGCGCAAGGCCGCCCAACUCCCAUCACAGAAAUACCGACCCAAUCAUUCGUACCAGGGCAACGACCCUGCAGUUCUGCGGCUGCUAGACAAUGUUUUCGCAGAGAACUACCCAACAGACCUGUUUGACCUGGGUCCCUAUGUGAAGGAACUGGAUACCCGGCAACCCAUUCACAGCGCUGCCGACCAAGAACCAAAUAAGGUCUGGAAGCCUGAAGGUAAUCUUGUUGCGACAUUCGGCGAACACAGCGCGGCCAUCAAUCGGGUCGUGGUCGCCCCGGACCACUCGUUCUUUGCGACUGCGUCUGAUGAUAGUACCGUGAAGAUUUGGGACACAACUCGUCUCGAGAGGAACUUGACCCCUCGAUCUCGUCAAACUCAUCGUCACGCGACAGGGUCACGCGUCAAGGCUCUGACCUUUGUAGAAAAUACUUACACGUUCAUCAGUGCAGCUACUGAUGGCAGCAUCCAUGCUGUUCGCGUCGAUUAUCAGAAAGUCGGCCAAACAGCUGUUCGGUACGGCAAGCUCCAGCUUGUCCGUGAAUACCAAUUGCCUAUCGCGCAAGACGGGACAGCCGAGUAUGCCGUCUGGAUGGAGCACUUCCGCGAUGAAGGACAGUCCACUUUACUUGUGGCAACCAACACCAGCCGCAUUCUUGCCCUGGACAUGAAGACCAUGUUGCCGAUCUACACACUGGAAAACCCAGUCCACCAUGGCACACUGACCACCUUCUGCUGCGAUCGCAGACACCACUGGUUAUUGCUUGGCACGACCCACGGUGUUUUGGACCUCUGGGAUCUGCGCUUUCGCGUGCGGCUAAAGGCCUGGGGACUCCCAGGCUGGGGCGCCAUCAACCGGAUACAGGUCCACCCAACCAAGGCCCGUGGCCGCUGGGUCUGCGUCUCGUGCAGUGGCAGCCACGGCAAUGAAAUCACCGUUUGGGACAUCGAAAAGUUCCGCUGUCGCGAAGUCUAUCAGGCUACCCCACUGGGCAACGCCAAUCCUACCAAUGGAGGCCACCAUCCCUCGCGGCCCCGUCCUCCAUCCCGUAUCACGCCAGCUGACUACGAAGCAUGGCGUGUGGAUGGUGACCGUCCGGAAGGAAUGCUAAGUCGGUUCGCGAAACCCGGCGCGGACGCAGGGAUCCCCUCGAACAACAACCCCGCAGGCGAUCGGCUAGGCAUUUGGGCGUUCGCCGUCGGACUCAAUGCGCCGGACGAAGACAAAGACUCUAGCACCAAGUGCGGGUACAUUAUCACCGCAGGAUGCGACCGCAAAAUCCGCUUCUGGGACCUCGCUCGACCCGAUCUGUCUUCGAUCGUCAGUGGUCUUGACGUGGUCUCGGAUGGUAGUGCCAGUGGCAAACCACACUAUGAGCAAUCCCAGCCGGGGCCUAGUCUCCUUGUUACCACGGAGCAUCUUCCUUCUGCUAGUGCUUCUCGUGAUGCUAAGAAGGCUAGCCCGAGGCCGCCCCGUAGCACGGUUAUUAGUCUCCAGCAGCAGAUGCUUCUCAAGAGUCAUUUGGAUAUUGUUCAGGACGUGGCGGUUUUGCGAGUACCUUAUGGGAUGAUUGUCAGCGUGGAUCGGGCUGGGAUGGUUUACAUAUUCUCCUAG